ACAGGAAGCUGUGCCAGCCAAUAGGAAAGAGUCUAACUCACUGUGCCUGUCACGUGGUCUCCGGCUACAACGACUAGGCUACACGGUAUUGCUAACACGAAACAAGAUGGGUACUCACGCAUUGGAACCAUCCUUGUACACUGUAAAAUCAAUUCUCAUCCUGGACAACGAUGGAGACAGACUUUAUGCCAAGUAUUAUGAUGACACGUACCCCACAGUGAAGGAACAGAAAGCUUUUGAGAAGAACAUAUUCAACAAAACGCACAGGACUGACAGUGAGAUAGCAUUCCUGGAAGGCCUGACUGUUGUUUACAAGAGCAACAUUGACCUCUUCUUUUAUGUUAUUGGAAGUUCACAAGAAAAUGAGCUUAUGCUUAUGGCUGUUCUCAACUGCCUUUUUGACUCUCUCAGUCAGAUGCUGAGAAAAAAUGUUGAACGUAGAGCUUUGUUGGAGAAUAUGGAGGGGCUCUUCCUUGCUGUGGAUGAAAUCGUAGAUGGGGGGGUGAUACUUGAGAGUGACCCCCAGCAAGUUGUACACCGUGUGGCCCUCAGAGGGGAUGACGUGCCUUUGACUGAGCAGACCGUUACUCAGGUCCUUCAGUCUGCCAAAGAACAGAUUAAGUGGUCACUUCUACGAUAGUCUGACCAGAAGAGCCACUGUACAGCACUGAUCCACAUCCUCCUUAUUCCUCUCCUACAAUCACAGCUUGACACAUCCAGUCAUACCUCCACUUCAAUUUUGAAUACUUUUUUGUGUGACGUUUAGAACAGCAGGAUAAGAAGAUAAGGUGUACCGGUACAUUCCAGUACGCGGGUUGAACUGUUUUAAUUAUGUAAAUCAGCGUAUUGCUCCAUGACAUCUUAUAAACCUUAUUGUAACCGGGGACAACAUUCCACGCCUUUCCCCCACUUUUGCUUUACCAUGUGUUGUCAUUGUUUUGUGAUGAAUCAUUUUGCAUUAUACCUCCUAACAUGAACAUCAUGUACUGCAAUGUUCAUCACCGGUUUCCAGGGUUUAUUUUAACUUGCCUUCUUCCAUCAUCACACAAUUUUAAUAAAUGUUUGUUGAUGCUGUCUAAAAA
Nerophis lumbriciformis (worm pipefish) is the source of this 1082-nucleotide messenger RNA. It is a transcript of the gene copz1, whose product is annotated as COPI coat complex subunit zeta 1. Lineage: Eukaryota; Metazoa; Chordata; Actinopteri; Syngnathiformes; Syngnathidae. The record is from RefSeq and is a predicted model, not a curated record. Gene Ontology annotation, biological process: intra-Golgi vesicle-mediated transport; intracellular protein transport; retrograde vesicle-mediated transport, Golgi to endoplasmic reticulum. Gene Ontology annotation, cellular component: COPI vesicle coat.